Molecule: messenger RNA, 585 nt
Organism: Prorocentrum cordatum
Lineage: Eukaryota; Dinophyceae; Prorocentrales; Prorocentraceae
Source: the annotation of a GenBank genome assembly
AUGGAGCCGCGGGCGGGCGUGGAGCCGCGCGCCGGCGGCGCGCAGGGCGCCGCGCCGAUGGCCGUGGACUCCGGCCCUGGGCCGGCCGACCGGGCCGGCGCCCGAGAGGACACGGACGACGAGUGGGAGCCCAAGGUGGGGCCCGGCGUGAUCCUGCGGCCGCACCUGCUCCGAUGGUCCCCCGCGGAGGGCUCGGAGAAGACCUCCCGCGCCGAGGCGGUGGCCCAGCUGGGCGCGGACCCGCUUCACGACCCCAGCGCGGACGACGACGACCAGAGGUGGGUCAUUGAGCGGCUGAUGCAGCCCGACUUGUCCAACGUCCGGACCACCGCCGCGGUGCUCAACUGCCCUGGCUGCUUCACCCCCGUGUGCUAUCAGUGCCAGGAGCACGAGCGAUUCGCGCGCCAGUGGCGGGCCAUCGAAGUCCGCAACUGCACUGUGGACACCUCCGCCAGGCUGUCGCUGUCGCGGGACGACCCAGUGAAGUACUCCGCCGUCAGGUGUGAGACCUGCCAGGCCGACGUGGGCUUGAUGGACGAGGACGGGGUGUAUCACCUGUUCCACGUCAUCGAGAGCAUCGCGUGA